This is a messenger RNA of Temnothorax curvispinosus, 1242 nucleotides long. RefSeq names its product protein Mpv17 (gene Mpv17). Lineage: Eukaryota; Metazoa; Arthropoda; Insecta; Hymenoptera; Formicidae. The transcript is spliced from 5 exons. The coding region runs from base 375 to 974 and encodes 199 amino acids. Gene Ontology annotation, cellular component: cytoplasm; membrane. The record is from RefSeq and is a predicted model, not a curated record.
UUCUUUUUCUCUCAUUUUAGUUUAAAUCAAGCAUCCUAUAUCUGUAGGCCCUUAAUUUUCACGUUGGAGAGAAAAAAAGAGAAAAAAAAGAGAUGAACUAUGCGGGAAGUUCAGCCAAACAGAACAGACUUGAUUAUGUAUAUUUAUAUGCACUAAAAUGUAACCUGUGACGUCGUUGAAGGUACUGGAAACGCAAGAAAAAAGAAAUCAUGAAAAUCGACCACAUGUGAUUCCCUGUGACAUUUGUGGCGGAAUUUAAUUUGUGCUCCUCGCUGUUAUUAUUUCGACGAGUUACCUGAAAUUGUUUUACGUACAUUGACAAGUAUACACAACUGCGUUAACGGCAAUUGGCGUCGUUGAGGGACGUAAUAAUUAUGUGGAGUAUAAAGAGACUCUAUCAAAGAACAUUGAGUAAAUACCCUAUGAGCACGCAAGCGGUGCAAGCUGGUAAACAACAAUUUAUUUAUAAUGCAUGCACGCCCACGCAUCACGCAGAAGAAAAACGUUUACACGGAAUAUUAAUGGGACUCGGUGAUCAGAUCGCCCAGAAUUUCAUAAACGAUACGCAAAAGAUUGAUUUUGUACGCACAAUGCAAUUCACUGGGAUCGGUUUGUGUAUAAGUGGUCCAACAACGACAACGUGGUAUAGGGUUUUAGAUAAAUAUAUAGGCUCUAAAGGUCCCUCUGUUGUAAUUAAAAAGCUUGCUUGCGACCAAUUGCUCUUUGCACCUACAUUCAUAGCGGUUUUACUAGUCGCUAUUGGUAUUUGCCAGAAGAAAGAUAUCGAGGGAAUUAAAAUUAAACUGGCAAACGAAUAUAGUGAUAUCUUGACGAAUAAUUACAAGCUGUGGCCUAUGGUACAACUUGUGAACUUUUCUCUGGUACCUUUGCAUUAUCAAACUCUAGUUGUACAGUCGGUCGCUCUAUUGUGGAACAGCUAUAUUUCGUAUAGAACAAGUUUGGAUAAACAAUAACAAUUUUAUAUAAUUAAGAAUGAUAAAUAUAGGAAUAUAAUUAAAGCAAUAUUCCGAUGUCCGUACACCCGACAAUGAAUUAUAUAUUCUAUUUCUGUAAUAUCAGCAGUAUUUUAUAUUUUAUAUGAAGACUACUUCUUCAUUGUUGAAUCUUGUCAAAAGCGAAGAAUCAUAAAGUUUUUUUAUAUUAGUUAAAAUAAAUUAGUAUUUUUUCUAAUUACCGUUCUCAUUAUCCUGCAUUCCUUUUUUUAUCAGUAAAUAUGCGUAU